CGUCUAGAAGUGAACAUCUGUCGGUUCGUGUGAUUCGGAACGUUUUUUUUUGUUAUACACCCUGGAGAGUGCUAGUGUGAAAUUUCAAUCUGCUAGGUUUAUGCUUUACCUGUGUGAAUGUUAAGAAGCUUAGAGAGCUGAAUUCCAAUCAUGCUUAAAAAAACACUGAAGAUGCCAGGCGAGGAUGGAGUUGUCUCAAAUGAACCAAAACGACGAGUCAGUAUCAUUACGGAGCCAAUCUCGGAGGCCAGAGUGGGACACGACAAUUUUGGAUUCGAGCCGAACAAACGGAAAAUAUCACAACAUUCUCAUCACUCAGAGGAAGGUCCAGUGAGGAGAAAAAGUAAUCUCCACAAUGCAAACGCAGAUAGUUCCAAUAACAAAAGCUUGGAUCAACGAAAUGGCGAAGUUAGGAGUAAAAAACCAUCAUUCUCUGACGCGUUUGCUAAAAUUAAUCAAGAAUACGAAAACGCUCAGCAAAAUGCACAUUUAGAACAAUCAUGGAUAUAUGCUCUCUGCAUGCGAUGUAGAGAAGAAUACACCACUCCAUCAUGGGAGCCUCCAGGAUGGCAAAGGAUUUGUCCAUAUCCUCUCUGUCCGCCGUAUCGACAAAUAGCGAGAAUUAUAUCUAUUAUUUUAAUAGGUGUUUUGCUGUGGAUUACGGCAUAUGUCAUCAUUGGAGAUUCUGCGGCCCCCGGAGGACAGUUAUUUCAGCUUGUAGUAUUAACAGUUGCAGCCAAUUUCGGAGGAUUUCUUAUUUCACUUACAACGUUACCGAGACUGAUAGGAAUGUUAUUAGUUGGUCUCUUAUUUCAGAAUGUCGGUUGGGUCAAUCUAGAUGGAGAAUUUACGAAAGUUACUGCUGAGCUUCGAAAAAUUGCUUUAACUAUUAUACUUACCCGUGCUGGAUUAGAAAUGGACCCGCAUGCAUUUAAAAAAGUGUACAUCACGAUUCUGAAACUCGGUCUCAUACCUUGGAUUGUUGAAUUUGGUCUGAUAGGAGUACUGACACAUUUUUUCCUGGAGUUACCUUGGUUAUGGAGUUUGUUAUUGGGAUCCAUUAUCGCUGCAGUUUCUCCCGCAGUAGUGGUCCCUUGUCUGUUCAGACUGAGAACAAAAGGCUACGGCGUUGCAAAAGGUAUACCGACGCUGAUAAUAGCUGUAGCUGGAAUAGAUGACGCCGCAUCUGUAGCAGUAUUUGGUAUCAUGACAAGCAUCAUGUUCACUGCGAAAGGAUUAGCAUUUCAAAUAGCACAAGCACCUGUUUGUAUAUUCGGCGGUCUUGGAUUUGGUGUUUUUUGGGGUGCCCUUUGCAAAUACAUACCUGAAAGAGAAGAUGCUUACGUAGUUCCUAUAAGAACCUUAAUGCUUUUCGGGGGUGGAUUAUUAGCAGUUUUCGGAAGUGAAAAAAUACAUUUUGAAGGAGCAGGUCCAUUGGCUGUAGUGUUUGCAGCAUUUACUGCCUCAUAUUUCUGGUGUGGUGAUGGAUGGGAGUUGGAGGACAAUCCUGUUUCGACAGCAUUUGAAAUUUUUUGGAUGAUAUUCGAGCCUAUUCUCUUUGGAAUAACCGGAGCGUCUAUCAAGAUUCGAGAGCUGGAUCCUCAUAUUGUUUCAAUUGGUAUUGGAUGCAUUUAUACCUGUAUCAUAAUUCGUAUAAUAGUAACGGCUGGCAUCGCAUUUGGAGACCAGUUGAACGUUAAAGAAAAGAUUUUUGUAGCCGUGUCGUGGAUGUCCAAAGCCACCGUGCAAGCCGCACUGGGACCUGUUGCUUUGAAAACGGUGACAACACAGCAUCGACCGCAUGAAGAGCAUCACUUUGCCGAACUUGUAAAAAAUUUUUGCAUUCUUAGUAUCAUCUUAUCAGCCCCACUAGGUGCUUUACUUAUAUCUGUGACAGGUACAAAGCUUCUUAAGAAAACGAAACCAAUCACAGAACCACCAGAAGGUUGGCGGCGUAGUCAUCGGCCGUCUCUGCACGAUAUAAGCAUCAUUGACGAGGAUGAAGAGCGUGAAGAUAUCGAAGGUAUUGCUGAUGAAGAUACAGCAGCAAAUACAUUGUCGAAUGCUCAAACGAGCUCAGUAUUCGCAGUUACAAAGUAACGCAGUAUGAUAAUUAUUGUAAAGGUUAUUUAUGUUGUAUAGAAUUGUAAAUACUAUUUAUUGAAUCUAGGCGUAAGUUUCUCGCAAGUACAGUUAAGUCCCUACUUUCAAUAUAGCAGAUUCCAAAUAAACACACUUAUUUUGUGUAAAUAGAACAUUUUCGUGUCUUUCUACCAUUAUAUCAAGCAACAAAGUAAUAAACGUACCUCUGAAUCA
Messenger RNA from Uranotaenia lowii, 2316 nucleotides. It is a transcript of the gene Nha1, whose product is annotated as sodium/hydrogen exchanger 9B2. The record is from RefSeq and is a predicted model, not a curated record. The coding region runs from base 151 to 2100 and encodes 649 amino acids. Gene Ontology annotation, biological process: proton transmembrane transport. The transcript has 9 exons. Gene Ontology annotation, cellular component: membrane. Gene Ontology annotation, molecular function: antiporter activity. Lineage: Eukaryota; Metazoa; Arthropoda; Insecta; Diptera; Culicidae.